Molecule: messenger RNA, 2148 nt
Organism: Mus caroli (Ryukyu mouse)
Lineage: Eukaryota; Metazoa; Chordata; Mammalia; Rodentia; Muridae
Product: solute carrier family 60 member 1
Molecular function (GO): D-glucose transmembrane transporter activity
Source: RefSeq, a predicted model, not a curated record
CUGUCCGUGGGGGAGGAGGCACUGGGAGCAAUCUUCUGGUAAGACAGAACAGGGGCUCAGAGCUCCAGGGACCCUGCCAAAAAGCCGGACCACACCAAAAGCCCGUUGUCUGGAGCCACCAAGCUGGAGUCGGAAAUGGGGUCCCGUGGGUCCGGGGCCACUUCUGUUGAGCAGCACCUCCUCCAGACUGAGACCCCAGGGAAGAAUGGGCUCCAGGCCGUGUCGAGUGGCAAAGUGGGAAGAACACUGCGCUGGUUCACCACUGUGGUUCUGAAUGCUGCUUUCCUGGGGAUGGGAGUGAGUGCUGCUGUGCUGGGACCCACAUUUCCGGACCUGGCAAGAAAUGUGAACCGGAAUGUCAGCAGCCUUUCAGAAAUCUUCGUGGGCCGUGCCCUCGGCUACCUGUGCGGCUCUGUGGUUGGUGGAGUGCUUUUCGACUGUAUGAAUCAUUUUCUACUUUUGGGGCUGUCCAACCUGCUCACCAUAGCCAGUCUUUACCUCACUCCUUUCUGUAAAACAGCUGCCUUACUGACUACCAUGAUGUCUGUUACCGGUGUCUCCUUUGGUGUUCUGGAUACAGGUGGAAACGUCCUCAUCUUGGAUCUCUGGGGGGACAAAGGAGCCCCACAUAUGCAGGCCUUGCACUUCAGUUUUGCCUUGGGUGCUUUUCUGGCUCCCCUGCUGGCUAAGUUGGCCUGGGGUACAACAGCAUCUGCUCAGAACUACACAGAACACCAAUCAGACCGUUCGGCCUUGAACCAAUCCUUUGAAGCCACCUUAGACUCGGUGUUCGCGGUACCCGAUGACAAGAAUCUGCUGUGGACAUAUGCUUCUAUUGGCACCUAUGUUUUAGUAGUUUCUGUCUUUCUGUUUGCUCCAUUCUUUAAGAAAAACUCAAAGCAGAAAAAAUCUGCAGCAUCUGCUCAGGGAGCUCGAAGGGCUAAAUAUCACAGGGCCCUGCUAUGCCUCCUCUUUCUCUUCUUCUUCUUCUAUGUGGGAGCUGAGGUGACCUACGGCUCUUUCGUAUUCUCCUUUGCUAUCACCCAUGUUGGCAUGGAAGAGAGCAAGGCAGCUGGCUUGAACUCCAUCUUCUGGGGAACCUUUGCAGCCUGCAGGGGCCUGGCCAUCUUCUUUGCAACAUUCUUACAGCCUGGAACCAUGAUUGUGUUGUGUAACAUUGGCAGCCUGGCCUCAUGUUUCUUUCUGGUGCUUUUUGACAAGAGCCCUCUUUGUCUCUGGAUCGCGACUUCUGUGUAUGGAGCCUCAAUGGCAGCCACGUUUCCCAGCAGCAUCUCCUGGAUUGAGCAGUACACCAGCAUAAAUGGGAAAUCUGCAGCGUUUAUUUUGAUUGGUGCUGCCCUGGGACUAAUGGCGACUCCUGCACUAUCUGGAAUUCUUCAAGGCCACUAUCCAGAUCUCCCAGUAGUUCUGUAUACUUGUCUGGGCUCAGCAGUAUUAACAACUGUUUUAUUCCCUGUGAUGUAUAAAGUAGCCACCUUACCUCUGGAUCAAAAGCAGGAGAAAAGCAUCAACAGUGAGGGCCAGAAAACUUUACUUUCUAGCUUUAGGCUAAUCAAGGAAGCUAAAUGAAAGUGGAAGGUGGAAAGGUGUGUGUGUGUGUGUGUGUGUGCUGUAUGUGCACACAUGCAAUGGAUUUUGCAGUGGUUAAAAUGAAGAAUGAGACAUUUUCUAAUAGAAAUAUAGUAGAAAUGUUUUUAUAAAACCCACAGCCAAGGUCUCCAAGCUACUCUCCUGAGACGCUCUGCAGCCUGUGUCUUCUCCAGCUGACAGUGAGUAUGCAGUCAUGAGGCACCAGGUCUCCUGAAACUCCUUACACUGCCCCUAUUGAAAUUAUCUCCCCAACCCAUGAUUCAAGAAAAGAAGAGAGAAGAGAAGAGAAGAGAAGAGAAGAGAAGAGAAGAGAAGAGAAGAGAAGAGAAGUAUUUCUAAAAUAAAACCCAUGAUCUCUAUAAUUCCUGUAAGACAGCUCUGAGAAAUUAAUGUAAUUGCCAGCCCAUUCUUCAUUUCAAUGAAGUGAGACAUGAAACAGAAAUAGCUUUAAGAAUGUACUCUUGAGCUGGAGAGAUGGCUCAGCUGUUAGGAGCCCCAACCACUCUUCCAGAGGUCCUGAGUUCAAUUCCCAGCAAC